Molecule: messenger RNA, 614 nt
Organism: Salvelinus sp. IW2-2015
Lineage: Eukaryota; Metazoa; Chordata; Actinopteri; Salmoniformes; Salmonidae
Product: netrin receptor DCC-like
Cellular component (GO): membrane
Source: RefSeq, a predicted model, not a curated record
CUGUUGUCAGUGCCAUCCCAGUGCCAACCCUGGAGGGCAGCCAGUACCCUGGCAUUCUGUCCUCGCCCACCUGCGGGUACAGUCAUGGUACUGUGACCACUCACCCCAAGUUCACCCUGAGAGCGAUGCCCUUCCCCAGCCUCACCGUGGACCGCAGCUACACAACAGGUGGAACGAUAUCGACAGAGGGCAGUGCCACGCUGGGGGUACAGCAGCAGACCUUGAUUGGCAGCAGUAGCAGUCAGCCAGGUAUAGGAGGUAAAGGAGAGCUCUCUCUGCCUGGCACAGAGGAGGUUGGAGGUACCUCGACCCGUUCCAUCCCCACCGCCUGCGUCAGGCCCACGCACCCCUUACGAAGCUUCGCCAACCCUCUCCUGCCACCACCCAUGGGCACCAUCGACCCCAAGGUCUACACACCCAUGAUGCCACAUUCAAGUGCCAGCCUUCCCAAGCCAACGGUAAAAACAGCAUCUCUGGGGCAAGCUGGCAAGGCCAGAUCACCACUACUACCGGUCUCUGUGCCAACAGCCCCAGAGGUGGGUGAAGAGGGACAGAAACAGACAGAUGACUCAGCCAAUGUAAGUAACUCUCCGGCGUUCACCAUCACACUCUAA